This is a messenger RNA of Mya arenaria, 4164 nucleotides long. RefSeq names its product soluble calcium-activated nucleotidase 1-like. The record is from RefSeq and is a predicted model, not a curated record. Gene Ontology annotation, biological process: proteoglycan biosynthetic process. NCBI's taxonomy places the organism in Eukaryota, Metazoa, Mollusca, Bivalvia, Myida, Myidae. Gene Ontology annotation, molecular function: UDP phosphatase activity; calcium ion binding; GDP phosphatase activity. The coding region runs from base 88 to 1350 and encodes 420 amino acids. The transcript is spliced from 3 exons.
GUUAUUUACAUUGACACCGCAAAAUGGCAGCCUACGGUAAAAUCCGACACGUCAAGCUGAAAAAAAUUCAAUUUGAUCUUUAAUUAGAUGAUCCUUUUAUCAUUUUUGAAACGACAUUUGCUCCGCAAAAUGUUGCACAAAUCGCAAUCAUAUUCUGCUCCCAGGAACUCUACGCAGAACCAAUUUACUGUCAAUGAUUGGAUGGCUGCAAUUCGAUCCCCCACCCAGUAUCGGGUCGGGAAUGCCAGAUUACAAAUGAAACCACGAUUUAUGGCUUAUGCUUUAGUACUUUUUAUAGCUGUUGUUAUACUUUUAAUAUAUUUCAUUCCUUCUUCGAAAAAGGGCAGAUUUGGUUUGAAUUGUGAUUCACAAAUUAUGUCCUCGGAGUCUGAUCAUACCAUAUAUGACUACAGUUAUCCACUAACACCCCCCGUCAAAACACACUCAGGAACACAGUACAGAAUUGCAAUUGUUACAGAUUUGGACACGGACUCUAAACAUCCAGAUAAGUCAAACACAUGGAUUAGCUACUUGAAGUAUGGAAACUUGACAAUAUCGGACGAUAACACAAAAAUUGCAGUACAAUUUGAUAAAACAGUCACAUUGACUUCGAAAGUGUCAGAAGGCGGAAGAGGAAUGGAGUUAUCUGAGCUUAUUGUAUUUAAUGGAAAACUGUACACAGUGGAUGACAGAACAGGGAUAAUAUAUGAAAUAGAUGACAACAAAGUUAUACCGAGAUACAUCUUGACAGAUGGCGAUGGCAGUGCAGCAAAAGGAUUCAAGUGUGAAUGGGCAACUGUUAAGGACAACAGGCUAUAUGUUGGAGGUCUAGGGAAGGAGUGGACAACAGGUGAUGGAGAGGUAGUCAACACAAAUCCACAGUGGGUGAAAUCCAUUGGCGUUAUGGGCGACAUCCAGCAUCAUGACUGGAAGGACAACUACAAUGCUCUGCGGGAAAAGAUGGGAAUGAAUCUCCCUGGCUAUAUGAUUCACGAGUCGGCCGUGUGGAGCUCUGUCCAUCAGAGGUGGUUCUUCAUGCCUCGCAGGGCAAGCAGACUCCGUUAUGAUGAAAACGCUGAUGAAAAGAGGGCAACCAAUCUCAUGUUCACUGCAACUGAAGACUUUAAGAAUAUAGAAGUCUCAGCUGUGGGUAAAUUAAACCCAACUCACGGAUUCUCAUCUUUUAAAUUUGUGCCUGGAACCAACCACAAUGUGAUAGUGGCCUUGAAAUCAGAAGAAGAUGGUGCAAAUAAGGCAACUUACAUCAUGGUUUUUGACGUUGAGGGAAACAUUUUAUAUGAGGAAAUGAAAAUAGGAGAUGCAAAAUUUGAAGGCAUUGAAUUUGUAUGACAUAUAUCCUACUUUCUUUAGGCCACAACAAAUUGAUCAUUUGUUCGUCGGAUUUGCCGCACCUAAAAUUCGAAAAACUAAAAAAAAACUAAAAAACUUAUUUUGCGCCCGCACAUACUAUUUGGCCGCGCAUAUUUAUUGUUGACUUCUAAAUUUUCUCUAUUUUCUGAAAUUCUUUUACUUAGAAUUUAAACCUGCAACGUCGACCUCGCCUUUUUGAAGGUAAUUCCAUGCUUUACAUUCUUCGCGAGCAAACUUUCCUCGUGUCAGGACAAAAUAAGGUCCGGGUAACCGCAACAUAGCCGAUAUUUGUUGACAGUCUUUUUUGUCGGGAAUAUUUUGCAGGACGCGCCGUUGUUAUUCAUUUCCGGUAUUAAGUUUCAUGUUACUUUCAGUAUUUGUAAUGUAAAAUACACGUUUUAAGUGAAAAUUAGUGUCAUAGUCAAUGGAUUAUAGUCUUCAGUAAACAACAAGAGUUUCACAGCGUCGAAAGCAAUAAUUAUUUAUGUGUGUUUUAAGUCAUUUAUUGUUUUGUACUCAAAAUUUAGUGUUAAAUAAUAACUAGAUCGGAUUUUGAGUGCAAAACUUAUAUUAAAAUACACGAACACACGACUUACGGUACAACCAGUGAACAUGUUUUCGUGAGUUAUUUUUUUAAAUUCUUAAAUGUCUCAGUUUUCAUAUAAUCAUAAUUGUUUAAAACAGAUAAAAAUAGUAGGACUUGUAAAUGUUUUAGAAACAAUCUGUAUUUAUACACCAGUCAAUUGUAACCACGCCCCCCCCCCCUCCCCUCAGGUCCGAGGAUAGCCGGGUAAAUGAACCGUGUUUUAACCUUCCAGGUGGCCCCGCAGUGCCGGGUGAAUGCGGUGGAUUUGCCCGGCGGGGUUGGCUGGACCGAAAGUCCCCGCUAUUCCCCAGACCUGGAGGGGGGGGGGGGGGGGGGGCUGGUGGUUACAAUUGACUAUUGCAUAACACAUACAGUUUGAAAAUAACAUCAGUUAAAUCAGAAAAUAAAACCUUUUAUAAGUAAAAUGACUGUUUUAAUUUUCUCAAUUCUUUGUGCUUAUCUAAAUUUUUCUUUGACCAAGUUGUAGUAAAGUGGCCUGUUUCUUACGGUCAUUGAAGCUAUGGGGCCAUCAUGUUAUUCUUUUUAAGGCACGGACCUAUACAGCAUAGGUUCUUGGUCAAGGCGAGGUCUUGAAAGGGAAACACCACCUGCUUUAAAAUAAUAACCGGUGCCACAUUUGCAGAAUUGUUUGAUCCUGCUUCAAGUAUGUUGUCCCGCAAUUCAAUCCACAGUGUUUCUUUUUUUAGAAAUGUUCUCUGUGUUAUUUACUUUUUCAAUCUUCUGCAGUGUCAAUGUCACUACAAUUUUAUCAUGUGCUUCAAGAGGUUCAUAUUUAGACCUGACCCAAUAUUUGGAAAUGCUCAAAUGAUGAAUUACUCUUACUAGUCUAAAAUGUUUUUUGUGAUAGUAAGUUACGGAAUGAAUACAAUAGUUUUCUUUUUGGUCCUCGAAUAAUUGCACGAUACUAUGAGGAAUGUUGUCUUUACAAUAUAUCCACGUUUAAAUUUAAGUUAAUAGUAAAGCACUGGAUCUCAUUGCCAUUUGUUGAGACAGAUUUUCAUGUGAUACAAUCAAAACCUUUUCAUUUAUAACUGAGAACCUUUGUUUGUAAUUGAAAAGCAUUUCUUGACAUAAUUUUAUGAUAAAUUUGGUAAGUAAUAAACUUUUUUAUUUAUUUUUUAAUUUUUCGCUCUUCGCUCGCCUCUGAUUUGCCUUAAAUUUAAAAAAAAGUAUUUUUUUUUUUUUUCGCUCGCUCGCUCUUACUUUUUUUUGGCAAAAUCCGUAGAACAAAUGAUCAAUUUGUUGUGGCCUUAUAUAUUUAUUAUUAUCAUUCAUAUUUAAGUUAAACUUAUAGUAAUAGUAAUUCAAUCAUAUUGACGGUCAAAAUUACUUUUAAAGUUAUAUAUACAUAUCAUACAUUUCCAUGGCCAAAAGACAUGAAUGGAAUUGAAUGAUUGAUUGUUGUUAUGAUUAGGUUUUCCUACAGUAUCUUUUAUUUAUUCAAUGCUUUCAUUUUGUUUCAAAUUUUCAGAAUGUUCCAAUAUUAUAACUUAGUAAAUGGAAUUUGUGUUGAAUUUAAUAGCUGCAUGCUGUGGAAAGCUUGAAUAUGAAUACAAAGACACAUAACCAUAAUGAAUUAUGUAUCUUUAUAACACUAAUGUUCAUGAAAUUUCAUUGCUGUAUAUAUUAUGAAAUUUGAAAAAUUGACAAUUGCUCUGUAAAAAAACAGAUGUCUCUUGUUUAAUGUGUAGCAUCUCAUGUACAUGUAGUUAUGACCCAUAAGCCAUGUUCAUAUUGUAUGAACAGUGUAUUAACUGUCUGUGAUAUUAUUGAUAAUCCUAAACCAGUUUUGUCUUUUUUUUCUACAAGUACAUGUUUACCUGAAGUAUCUGUAUGGCUAAUGUUAAAGCUUCUGUUUCUGUUUUGAAGUAAAUGGUUUGUAAAUUUAUACAAUGGAGCUGAAUGUUGGCAAUGUAAAAAUGAACCAAAUCAUCUGCAUUUUGUGUUAAUAUAUUUGAAAUGAUAGUAACAAAUUGGCUUGAAAUAAAAAGUCAGUAAUUGGGGAUUACAAAUUAUAUUGUUUGGUUAAUACUUGCUUCAAUAUAUAUAAAUGAUUGCUCAAUGAUCUCUAUGUUGUGUUUUGUUGCUUGUCAUAACUUGAAUGGUGCGCUGUGAAAAAGCCUACCUGUACACUAUUGGGUAACUUCCUGAAGUACAUUAUUUAACAAAUACAUUUUGAGUUUUCA